AUGCCGGUGCCCGGAUUGGACUACUUCGAGAGACGUUCUGGUCUAGUCUGGACUGCAAACUUCCAAGACAAACGGGAAUCUGUUUUGGCCGUCCAAAAGCCCUCUUUCAAAGACGAUGAGAGCCGGGCGGCCCUAGGCGACUUUAACCCCAGACAACCCACGAUGGACUGGGGUAGAAGCCUCGGCGUCGUAUCAUUUGAGGAAAAUUGGCUCGGGGAGUGUGGGGUAGCCGGCCGGCCGUUUGCCUCGAGCCAAUCAUCACGGGUGAAAGCAGACCGAAUAUGCUCAUUCCGGAGGGAUCCGAUGCUGUCUGAGCUGUUGAGUGGAUCUAAGGGAAAUACAGAGGCUGCUCUAGAGGCGAAGGAAGGGGAAUCGGCAGUGGAUUUGGACUGGUUCGUGCUGCAAGGAGCAUCUCAUGGUUCGAGACCCAGCUAUCGGAAGGCCAUUCCGUGUUGCACUAGAAGGGUAGCAGUGCAGGAUGAAAGCAGCCCUUCUGGUCGUGUCUUCCCGCUCCCAGAGCUGAGGUUGGGGAACCUCUAUAUAUCCGCCGAGGCACCGCUGCAACCUGAGAUCCUACGGUCCCAGAGACUCGGGCUUCUCGUUUCUUCACCCGCGUUUCCAUUUGCCUCGAUCCUCACCUGA
This is a messenger RNA of Colletotrichum lupini, 642 nucleotides long. RefSeq lists its product as uncharacterized. The record is from RefSeq and is a predicted model, not a curated record. Bases 1 to 642 code for a protein of 213 amino acids. NCBI's taxonomy places the organism in Eukaryota, Fungi, Ascomycota, Sordariomycetes, Glomerellales, Glomerellaceae. The transcript has 4 exons.